Messenger RNA from Electrophorus electricus (electric eel), 1374 nucleotides. It is a transcript of the gene rassf11, whose product is annotated as Ras association domain family member 11. Lineage: Eukaryota; Metazoa; Chordata; Actinopteri; Gymnotiformes; Gymnotidae. The record is from RefSeq and is a predicted model, not a curated record.
AUGGAGGUAAAGGUAUAUGUUGAAGGUAUUCAGCGUAUCGUCUGUGGCGUCACGGACAAGACCACCUGUGAAGAAAUAGUCAUUGCACUAGCACAAGCUACAGGUCGCACAGGACGCUACACACUGAGAGAAAAGGUCAAAGAGUACGAGCGCAACGUGACUCCUGGAGAACGACUCCUGGAGUCCCUGACGAAGUACGGCCAGCAAGCCAGGGAGGUCCAGCUCACCCUGCAGCACUUGGGGCCCUCGCUGGGGGAAGGGACAAACGAGCCACUGGCUCCACUGAGGCGAGGCGAGGCAGAGGGGAGAACGCGGAGGGGGGUCGGAGGGGCCGGAUUGCACCGGCAGAGCCUCCCGCUGCUGUCCUGUCUACGACUUCACCCGGAGCCGCUCCCCGAGGAGCUGAAGAAGCCCAAGCGGAAGUCACUCACGCUGAUGGAGGAAGCGUGGGGCUGGCUGGAGAACCUGGGCAGGGUUGGGAGGCAGCAAUUAGGACGAGAUAAGGGCAAAUGCAAGGAUGACGAUAAAGGAGAUGGCCGCUCAGAUAGCGCAGGGGCCAGGCCCGGCAAAAUUGCCCCGGCCUCUGGGGCAUUGCAGGGAAGAGACAAAAAAGAGAAACACAAGUCAAGGGAGGACCAGACCAGGAUCAGUCGUCUUGGAAAAUGCGGAAAAGAAACCCUCGAAUACGAGGUGGUGGGAAGGAAUGUUGGAGCAGAACAGAGUGACGGAUCCUUCGAAGCGGUGAGGGGCGAGGAGGCGGAACUGAGAAGGAUAAUCAUCCAACAGCAGGCUUGUCUGAGGGAGCUGGAACUCAAAAUAGACUCCUCUGACGAGCAGAGCCGUCUACUUGAACUGCAACAAGCAGAAAGAUGGAGCGCGGAGCGCAUCCCACUGCUGUCUGAGGAAGAGGAGGAACAACUUGAGUUCUGGCUCAACGAACUGAAGGCAGAGGGGGAUUAUGAGAAAGACCUGCAGACAGAGUUCCUGCAGCUGAAGGAGAAAGUGGCAGAGUGCAAGAACAAACUGGAGGAGUACAAAGCCAAACUGCUGCACGCAGACGGGACAAGUUCCUCUGUUCAGACAGUCCAGUCAGAGGAGGUAGAAAGCACCUCGGGCUCAGCAAUGGAGGAGAAAACCGUAGCCGAUAGUCCAGGGGGAGGCAGUAAGGAAAGAGCUGCAAUUACCACAGUGGAUUCAAAACUCCCUUGUGUGUUGGAGUCAGCAAAUCAGAUAGAGUCUCAGCCAAGUGGGCCCUCGGAGCUAAGGGAAUGGUGGUCUCGCUGGGCCCAGGCUCAGAAACCCACCCAAGGGUCUACACCAAAGACUGUACACCGCUCAGAGCUAACAAUACACCUUGGAAGCACGAGGGUUUAA